Messenger RNA from Cynara cardunculus var. scolymus (artichoke), 1155 nucleotides. Its product is annotated as probable inactive patatin-like protein 9. The record is from RefSeq and is a predicted model, not a curated record. Bases 1 to 1155 code for a protein of 384 amino acids. The transcript has 2 exons. Gene Ontology annotation, biological process: lipid metabolic process. Lineage: Eukaryota; Viridiplantae; Streptophyta; Magnoliopsida; Asterales; Asteraceae.
AUGGAGAUUAGUAAAGUCACCUUGGAGAUAUUCUCGAAGCUUGAGCAACAAUGGCUGACUCAACGUGAAGGCGGCAGAAAGACGCGUGUUCUUAGCAUUGAUGGUGGUGGAACUACCGGUAUCUCGUCCGGUGCCGCCUUGAUCCACCUCGAACACCAGAUCCAACUCAAAACCGGUAAUUCUGAUUCUCGUAUUGUCGAUUUCUUCGACAUUAUCGCCGGUACCGGCAUUGGUGCUUUCCUUGCUGCAAUGCUAAACGCAGACAACGGUAACGGCCGACCGCUGUUUACMGCCAAGGAGGCGGUUAGAUUCGUUACCGACCGCCACGCGGAGCUGUAUAAAGUGAAGAAUGUCGGAGUCGUUCACCGGAGACGGAGGUUCUCGGGCAAAAGUAUGGAGAAAGUUCUGAAGGAAGCGUUAACUCGAGACGACGGUACGGUUUUGACGCUGAAGGACACGUGUAAGCCUCUCAUUGUUCCGUGCUAUGAUCUCAACAGCUCCGCGCCGUUUGUUUUCUCUCGAGCCGACGCCUCUGAAUCUGCUAGCUACAAUUUUGACCUCUGGAAGGUUUGCCGUGCCACAUCGGCUGAUCCGUCGAUGCUAAAGCCGUUUCAGCUGACUUCAAUCGACGGAAAAACCUCUUGCCUCGCCGUUGACGGCGGUUUAGUGAUGAACAAUCCUUCCGCCGCCGCCGUCACUCACGUAUUACAUAACAAACGCGAUUUCCCUUCUCUUACUGGCGUCGAAGAUCUCUUAGUUCUCUCUCUAGGWAACGGUCCAUUAAGCAAUUCGCCGGAACGGAAGCUCAGCCGCGGCGGUUAUUGCCGGAAUCAAUACGUCGUCGGCAUUGUUCUCGACGGUGUAUCGGAAACCGUUGAUCAAAUCUUAGGUAACGCCUUCUGCUGGAACCAUACCGAUUACAUUAGAAUUCAGGCGAACGGUUACUUGAACGGCGGAGUGGGGCCGAAGGUGGAGGAAGUGUUGAUGGAGAGAGGAGUGGAAUCGUUGCCGUUUGGUGGUAAGCGGUUACUGACGGAGACUAACGGUGAGAGAAUUGAAAGCUUUGUACAGAGACUGGUGGCAUCAGGAAGGAGCAGUUUGCCUCCGAGUCCGUGUAAAGAUGCUGCCGUUAGUCAACUUGUUAACGGUCGUUAG